This is a messenger RNA of Scheffersomyces stipitis CBS 6054, 969 nucleotides long. It is a transcript of the gene RPC34, whose product is annotated as DNA-directed RNA polymerase III subunit. The transcript has a single exon. The record is from RefSeq and is a predicted model, not a curated record. Gene Ontology annotation, cellular component: RNA polymerase III complex. Bases 1 to 969 code for a protein of 322 amino acids. Lineage: Eukaryota; Fungi; Ascomycota; Pichiomycetes; Serinales; Debaryomycetaceae. Gene Ontology annotation, biological process: transcription by RNA polymerase III.
AUGGCUGAACUUUCAGAGAAGGCACACUUGCUUCACAGCAAGAUGUUGGAGUCUCCUUCCUCUACUCUUUUCAACCAAGAAGAGCUUCAACAGAUGCUCCAUAUAUCGACUCCAGUAGAGCUUCUCAACCUUGCACAGGAGUUGAUGAACAAAAAACUCGUUAAAUUGGUUAAACAAGAUGGUGACUUGAAGUUUCAGGCCGUUUCAACGACAGAAGCGAACAAAAUCACCCAGAUGACAGACGAUGAAGCCAUGGUUUAUUCUUAUAUUGAAGCCUCAGGAAGAGAAGGGAUAUGGACAAAAACCAUCAAGGCAAAAACCAACUUGCACCAGCAUGUUGUUGUAAGAUGCUUGAAGGCGUUGGAAAACCAGCGUUACAUCAAAUCUAUCAAAUCAGUCAAACACCCUACAAGAAAGAUCUACAUGUUGUACAACCUCCAGCCAUCUAUAGAAGUUACAGGUGGACCCUGGUUCACAGACUCCGAACUCGAUACUGAGUUUAUAGACUCACUUUUGACAGUCAUCUGGAGAUUCACUGCUUCCAAAACAUAUCCCACUGCAUUCCAGCCUCCUUCCUCUGCCAACAAUCCUAUACAAGCUUCGUAUCCUUCUAACCAUACAGGGUUUGUAAAUCUAGAUGCCAUUAUGGAGUUCAUCAUAGCCAACAAAAUCACCAAUAUCGAUCUCGGACUCAACGAUAUCAGGUCUCUUUGUGAUGUCUUAGUCUAUGACGACAAGUUGGAACUCAUCAGCCACACCACCGACACUUACAAGGCUACCUGGCAGAGUGUGUUAGAGGCCGGCUAUGGCAGAGCGUACAAUGAGGAAGGAAACGAGGGACUUAUUCUGGCCACGUUACGUAAAAACUUGAACAACCAGCCGUUCACUGUAUUUGAGCAUUAUGCUGUGAUAGCAGAGAAUGGAGAAGACUCCGAUAUCGUGUAUAUGGACGCAUGGAGUCAAGACUAG